Molecule: messenger RNA, 1524 nt
Organism: Anolis carolinensis (green anole)
Lineage: Eukaryota; Metazoa; Chordata; Lepidosauria; Squamata; Anolidae
Gene: chid1
Product: chitinase domain containing 1
Exons: 13
Coding region: 186-1370 (394 amino acids)
Biological process (GO): carbohydrate metabolic process
Cellular component (GO): endomembrane system
Molecular function (GO): oligosaccharide binding; chitin binding
Source: RefSeq, a predicted model, not a curated record
CCCGGCAGCGAGCAAGGACGGCUGAAGGAAGCGCCCCACCUACCGUGGCUGGUGGCUCCUUUAAAAGGCGUGCUUGCACAAGGCUUUCACUUCCGAGUGGAGAGAGCUCCGGUUUGCAGAAGGGAAACGCGGGCAGGAAUCCGAAUCGUUACCUAAGAAAUUAGACUAGAAUUUCUAGUGCUGCCAUGAGAUGCAUCUUUAUUGGAUUUGCCCUAUUUGCCCUGGCUUCGCAGGUGGUUGAGGCUACAUUGUCAAAGAAAGACACAAAAAAAGCAACUUCAAAAACAGUGGAAGAAAAGAUUCACCAUUCAGAUAAAACAGUACAAGACCGUGGAUUGAUAGUUACUGAUUCAAAGACAAGGGAUAUUAUCCUGGAACAUAAAAGCUACUGUGCUAAAAAAGCACAAGAGAAACAUUUCCCAGAAGAUGUUCUAGGCUACAUCACACCAUGGAACAGCCAUGGCUAUGAUAUUGCAAAAAUAUUUGGAAACAAAUUCACAAUGAUCUCACCAGUGUGGCUUCAGGUGAAAAGAAGGGGAAAGGAGAGGUUCCAGCUGACAGGCCUUCAUGACGCUGACCAAGGCUGGAUAAAGGAAGUAAAGAAGAAUGCCAAAAACAUCAAAAUAGUACCUCGAAUUUUAUUUGAAGGCUGGAGUUACCAGGAUUUUGAGAGUGUGUUUAACAGCGAGGAUGAAAUAGAAGAGCUUUCAGAUAAUAUGGUUCAAGUAGCCAAGAGUGAGAACUUUGGUGGCUUUGUGGCUGAAGUCUGGAGUCAGCUAGGAAAUCAGAAAAAAACAGGCCUGAUUCACCUGCUCACUCACCUCUCCGAAGCUUUACAUCAGGCACGGCUUAAGCUAAUACUGGUCAUCCCUCCUGCUGUGAUGCCAGGAACUAACCAGUUGGGACCAUUCACAAAGAAAGAAUUUGAUCUCCUAGCCCCAGUCGUGGACAGUUUCAGCCUCAUGACAUAUGAUUAUUCAGCACCACAACGGCCUGGCCCUAAUUCUCCAUUACCUUGGAUGCGAGCCUGUGUUCAGAUGUUGGAUCCAGAAUCCAAAUGGAGAAAUAAAAUUCUUCUGGGACUCAACUUUUAUGGCAUGGACUAUUCUGCACUCAGUGCUUCAGGGGAACCAAUAUUUGGUAACAGGUAUAUAGACGUCUUGAAGGAACAUAAGCCUAAACUGGUUUGGGAUGAACAAAUAGCUGAACAUUAUUUUGAAUACAAAAAGAAUAAAGGAGGCAAACAUGCAGUCUUCUAUCCAACUUUAAAGUCUAUCCAACUACGAUUAGAGCUUGCAAAGGAACUGGGCACCGGAAUAGCCAUUUGGGAGCUGGGCCAAGGCUUGGAUUAUUUUUAUGACUUACUUUAAAGUAAUAUAUGUUCUUUUAUUUGUUGACAUAUCAUUUUUAAUAGACUGGAAAUGGGGUGAAAGUGGCAGGCAGAAAUUUAUUUGUGAGGAAGAAUGUAAUUUAUAUGGGAUCAAUUUCAAGUUUUCCCAAUAAAGGAUCUUGUUUUAUUAAUCA